Messenger RNA from Geosmithia morbida, 2271 nucleotides. RefSeq names its product KISc. Gene Ontology annotation, biological process: microtubule-based movement. Gene Ontology annotation, cellular component: nucleus; microtubule; kinesin complex. The transcript is spliced from 4 exons. Gene Ontology annotation, molecular function: ATP binding; microtubule binding; ATP hydrolysis activity. The record is from RefSeq and is a predicted model, not a curated record. Bases 1 to 2271 code for a protein of 756 amino acids. Lineage: Eukaryota; Fungi; Ascomycota; Sordariomycetes; Hypocreales; Bionectriaceae.
AUGGAAGCGUCCAACAAAUCGUCACACAACCUCUUCGAGGUUUUCUUGCGUCUCAGGCCGCCCCCAGUAUCGGCCGGUGGUGCAGAGCGCAUUCUCAACGUGGAGCCUCCCGAGGCAGCCGACGAGGAUAGGAAGGAGAGCGAGAUCGGUGGUGCCUCGCACGUCACACUGAACCCGCCUAGCGACCGUCGCCGUGCCAUCGAGAGGUUCGGCUUCACACGCGUCUUUGAGGAGCAGUCGACGCAGCUCGAUGUGUUCAACAGCACCCAGAUUCCGUCGUUCAUCCAGGGCGUUUUGGCGCCUCAUGGUGGCGAGGGCACAGAUGCAGUGGUUGCCACUCUGGGCGUUACUGGCUCAGGAAAGACACACACCAUUUUGGGCUCCAAGACUCAGCGCGGUCUGGCUCAAAUGUCCCUCGACGUCCUCUUCCAAUCCAUCGGCCCCAACAUGCUGGAUAGUUACGACGUUGCCGCCUCAACAGAAUCGCUCCAGUCCUGCGACCCCUCCGAGGCAUCGCUCGUCCCCGCCGUACACUUCCUUGAGGCAGCAUGCGCAGACUCGCUGCAUGGGUCUCGGUCUCGCGCGCCCACCCCUAUGAUUGGCGAAUCCAUCGGACGCAUGUCCCCUGCGCCGACCCGACGAAACAUGCAGAGGCCCUCAACUCUACCGCAGACCCCCGACGUCAGCAGCAUCCAGCUCUUGUGUGAUCCGUUGGCCGAGUACGCCGUCGUCCUAUCCAUGUACGAGGUGCACAAUGACCGCAUUUAUGACCUCCUCACCCCGCCAUUCAAGUCAGCCACAUCCAAGGACGUCCGCCGCCGCCCCCUCCUAUUCAAGUCGACCGAGCUGUCGCCUGAUCGCAAAGUCGUCGCCGGCCUGAGAAAGGUGGUCUGCACGACCUUCAAGGAAGCCAUCAUGGUGCUUGAGGCUGGUCUCCAGGAGAGGAGGGUCUCGGGUACGGGGAGCAAUAGCACUUCCAGCCGCAGCCACGGCUUCUUCUCCUUCGAGGUCAUGAAGCGUACCCACAGCCGCGGUUCUGGUUCCUGGGGUGGCAAUCGACUCACCAUUGUCGAUCUUGCUGGUAGCGAGCGCGCGCGCGAUGCCAAGACGGCCGGUGCGACGCUGGCUGAGGCCGGCAAGAUCAACGAGAGUCUCAUGUACCUUGGCCAGUGCCUCCAGACGCAGAGUGAGGCUGGUACAUCAUCCAAGCCCAACAUUGUGCCCUACCGACAGUGCAAGCUGACAGAGCUCCUGUUCUCCAACUCCUUCCCCUCCCCUUCAGCGGCAGGGCACUCCCACGUGCCCCGCCGCAACCCGCAACGCGGUGUCAUGAUAGUCACAGCCGACCCGUUAGGCGACUUCAACGCGACGUCCCAGAUCCUCCGCUACUCGGCCCUGGCGCGGGAGGUGACAGUCCCACGUAUCCCGUCCAUCACGGCCACCAUCUUGGCCAACGCUCCCCCAGCCAGCCCCGCCCAGCCGCCGAGCCCUAUUCAGCCAACCUACCACCCCCGGCCAUUCAUGCCGCCCGGCAGCAACGGAUCGUACCAUAACGUGACGCCCGACGAGCGCGUGACCAUGGAGCUGGCCGCACUGGAGAUUGCCCGUCUGAGUGACGAUAUAGAUCACCUGCGCAGCGAGGUGGAACAACAGAUGGAGGCUCGCAUGACAGCCGAGGCGCACCUGCUGUCCAUGGAGGACCGUAUGCUCGACCUCGAGGCAGCCAUCCGCGACGACUGCGCCUCUGAAUUCGAGCAGCGCCUCGCCAUAGAGCUGGCCCGCUUCAAGGCCUCGCUUGCGGUGGAGCAGGAGCGCAGCGAAGAGUACUGGAACAUGAAGGUCGAUGUUCUCGAGCGCGGUCUUGAGCCCCAUGAAGACGGCGAUAAGGAGAACGUCCUGGUCGAGAGUCUUGAGGAGGAGGUUGAGAGGCUGAGGCGCGAGAAUAGCGUGCUCAGACGCGAACUUGCCGGUCGCAGCCCCAGCAAGCGCAGACCCCUCGAGGAGAGGGAAGACUACUCCUUCAUGUCCAGGUCUUCGGCAUCGUCAUCGCCGCAGCAGCAGCAAACUUCGCCGUCAAAGACGUCGCAGUCAAAGAACGACAAUAAUGGUGCGGUGGCUAACCUCGGACGUAAACUCGAGAGGAUGCACGUCAGUGGAGGCACUGGUGCCAAUGCGCCCAGCGGGCUGAGGAAUGCUAGUGCUGCUAGUAAUGGGAGCCCGAAGAAGGCGAGGAGGCUGGGCAAUAAGAAAUGGGAGUACGACGAUGAGUAG